Ochotona princeps (American pika) is the source of this 3296-nucleotide messenger RNA. RefSeq names its product 5'-nucleotidase, cytosolic II (gene NT5C2). The record is from RefSeq and is a predicted model, not a curated record. Gene Ontology annotation, biological process: IMP metabolic process; adenosine metabolic process. Gene Ontology annotation, molecular function: 5'-nucleotidase activity. The coding region runs from base 377 to 2170 and encodes 597 amino acids. The transcript has 19 exons. Lineage: Eukaryota; Metazoa; Chordata; Mammalia; Lagomorpha; Ochotonidae.
CGCCUCAGCCCGGCUCGCGCCGUCGAGUGGCCCGGCGGCGGGGCGGGGGAAGUAGCUUCUGUCCGGCCGCCAGGACUCCCCGUGGCCGUCCUCCCGCGCGCCGUCCUCGCGUCCCGGGCGGACCUCCGCGAGGAGGCGGCGGGCCUCGGUGCGGGGCACUGGGCUGGUCGCGCGUUUGGACGAGACCGCGAGAAGGUGCCAGCCCUGUGGUGUGCAGCACUUCCUGGAAAGCUCACUUGGAAUUGCAAACGGCCGCGGAGCGUGCCCGUCCCGUGGGCUGCGGCCGAGGCGGGGACGGCGUCCGUCUUCUGGGGGCGUGCUCUCCUCUGCCGUGCUCUGGGCCCUGGAUCCCGGGAGGGGAGAGCAAGGUUGCGGGAUGAGGCGAGGUGUGAGAAUGACGUCGUGGGGGUUGAGGCUGGCAGUCCACGUCUGUGAAAAACAAAUUCAGCGUACAAUUAAAAUGACAACUUCUUGGAGUGAUCGGUUACAGAAUGCAGCAGAUAUGCCUGCUAACAUGGAUAAACAGGCCCUGAAAAAAUAUCGUCGAGAAGCCUAUCAUCGGGUGUUUGUGAAUCGAAGUUUAGCCAUGGAAAAGAUAAAGUGUUUUGGUUUUGAUAUGGAUUACACUCUUGCUGUGUACAAGUCCCCAGAGUAUGAGUCUCUUGGAUUUGAGCUUACCGUGGAGAGACUAGUUUCUAUUGGCUAUCCCCAGGAGCUGCUCAGCUUUGCUUAUGAUUCUACAUUCCCUACCAGGGGACUUGUCUUUGACACAUUAUAUGGAAAUCUCUUGAAAGUUGAUGCCUAUGGAAACCUCCUGGUCUGUGCCCAUGGAUUUAACUUCAUAAGGGGUUCUCAGGUACCUGCUCAGAAGAGACCAGAAACUAGAGAGCAGUAUCCAAACAAAUUUAUCCAACGAGAUGACACUGAAAGAUUUUACAUUCUGAACACACUAUUCAAUCUACCAGAGACCUACCUGUUGGCCUGCCUAGUAGAUUUUUUUACUAAUUGUCCCAGAUAUACCAGCUGUGAAACAGGAUUUAAAGAUGGGGAUCUUUUCAUGUCCUAUCGGAGUAUGUUCCAGGAUGUGAGGGAUGCUGUUGACUGGGUUCAUUAUAAGGGAUCCCUUAAGGAGAAGACGGUUGAAAAUCUUGAGAAGUAUGUAGUCAAAGAUGGAAAACUGCCUUUGCUUCUGAGCCGAAUGAAGGAAGUAGGGAAAGUAUUUCUUGCCACAAACAGUGACUAUAAAUACACGGAUAAAAUUAUGACGUACCUGUUUGACUUCCCACAUGGCCCCAAGCCCGGGAGCUCCCAUCGACCAUGGCAGUCCUACUUUGACCUCAUCUUGGUGGAUGCGCGGAAGCCACUCUUCUUCGGGGAAGGCACAGUCCUGCGUCAGGUGGACACUAAGACUGGCAAGCUGAAAAUCGGCACCUACACAGGCCCCCUGCAGCAUGGCAUUGUCUACUCUGGAGGGUCAUCUGAUACAAUAUGUGACCUGUUGGGAGCCAAAGGCAAGGACAUUUUAUACAUUGGUGAUCACAUCUUUGGAGACAUUCUAAAAUCAAAGAAACGGCAAGGCUGGCGAACUUUCUUGGUGAUUCCUGAACUUGCUCAAGAGCUGCAUGUCUGGACUGAUAAGAGUUCACUUUUUGAAGAGCUUCAGAGUUUGGAUAUUUUCUUGGCUGAACUUUACAAGCACCUUGACAGCAGUAGCAAUGAGCGCCCAGACAUUAGCUCCAUCCAGAGACGGAUUAAGAAAGUAACUCAUGACAUGGAUAUGUGCUAUGGGAUGAUGGGAAGCCUGUUCCGCAGUGGCUCCAGGCAGACACUCUUUGCCAGUCAAGUGAUGCGUUACGCUGAUCUCUAUGCAGCGUCUUUCAUCAACCUGCUGUAUUACCCAUUCAGCUACCUCUUCAGAGCUGCCCAUGUCUUGAUGCCUCACGAAUCAACCGUGGAGCACACGCACGUGGAUAUCAAUGAGAUGGAAUCUCCCCUUGCCACCCGGAACCGUACAUCAGUGGAUUUCAAAGAUACCGACUACAAGCGGCACCAGUUGACACGGUCGAUCAGUGAGAUUAAACCCCCCAACCUCUUCCCACUGGCUCCCCAGGAAAUUACACACUGCCAUGAUGAAGAUGAUGAUGAGGAGGAGGAAGAAGAGGAAGAGUAAGAAGGAACGCCCAAACUCUGAGCACCCGUUGAUCAAGAUCUGGCAGGACUCACAGGAGCACAGGCUGUCCCUGUCUGGGUUCUACUGGGGAGGAGGGGGGCUCCAUCAGAGGUACGUCAGCAAGUUUCUGAAGGCUUGAGUGUUCUAGCCCGAGAGCUGCUUGGUUUAGCUUUGUGUAUCUGUGCGCUGCAGAUGAUUCACAGUUGUAAUGGAGUCUGUAUAGGAAGAAAGUAAGGGUAAAAGGCUGGACUGCAUGCACGUGGCUUCACUGUGGCUUGUGGCACUGUUUCCUUGUCUUUUUUCAUCACUAGUGUACCUGCAUACAUUAAGGGUAGAGGGUCUCGGAGUGGACACAAGAGGAUUCUGUCCUGUUAAAAACUGUGCUGUUCUUCCCCAACCCCACUGUUCAGUGCAUUUCGCAGUAUUGUGUACCAGUGGAGAAAUACACUGUUUCCAUUAUGAAAUGUCUCCUGUUAAGGUCAAGUCUUCUUUUAUAAGCCUCUAAGUGUCCUCAGCAGCUCUGGUAAUGCUGCUCUUAUUAAUGGCUUUGCAGAAAUAUUCUCUGCUUGCUUUAGGGCUGGUCUGGAAUGGAGGACAGAUACUCUGAGGCCAAAGUCCUCAUCCUUUCCGUAAUUUUUAGGUUGGUGGAACAAAUGCUUAAUUAUCAAUAAAAAGCUUUUUUUUUCCAUUGGUAAUAAAUCUAUAGGAAAACUUUGGCUGAAAGAGGAGCAAACCAGAGAACCUUAUCUCACAGUGGAGUAUUCCAGACUCUUAUGGGCUACAGAGCUGUGGCUCCAACCACCAACCCGGAGUACCCUGUCCUGUAAAGCUGAGCACUAGAGGACAGGGCAAAGGCUCUGCAAGCCAGGCCCUUACUAGAGCCGGCACAAUCAAUGUGAGUAAAUUCACUUCCAAAUCCCGAGUGAAAUCACUUCUUGUUCUGAACAAGAAUGAAUCAUUACUGAAUGUGAUACAGAACUGCCUCACCAGUACAGUGAACAUUGUUCCAAUAUUUUUAAAAGUGGUGUAACUCUUCCUUUGACCUUUAUAUAUUUUUUCCAUUCUUGUUAUUAGCAAGGGAGGGUAGAUUAGCUGCUCUAGAAUUCAAUAAAGAAAAAUCUUUCUA